Thermothelomyces thermophilus ATCC 42464 is the source of this 256-nucleotide messenger RNA. RefSeq lists its product as uncharacterized. Bases 19 to 189 code for a protein of 56 amino acids. The transcript has a single exon. The record is from RefSeq and is a predicted model, not a curated record. NCBI's taxonomy places the organism in Eukaryota, Fungi, Ascomycota, Sordariomycetes, Sordariales, Chaetomiaceae.
GCCGAAUUAAAUCUGAAAAUGAGUACGAAAGGCAAGCGUGAAAGCGAGGGGAACGGCGCAAGGAGGGGCACAAUCACCUGCGGUUGGGCGGCAAGAGGAAGGCGCCGUCGCGCCCAUGCCGACCAUCUGCCAUCCGGGCCGCCAAUGAUCGACGCCCGCUUCCUAUGGCCCUGGAUUGCUCCAAACUAAUGGCCAAUCAAACAUCAGAUCGCCGUGAUAGACUUGCCUUCGUCAUGCAGCGGGCGGUAACCGCGCC